AGCUGCUGCACUUCCCCGAGGAGGUGGCGCUCAGGUUGACGGAAAGCGAGUACCAGCUAUUUUACCAGGUACCACCGCACGAGUACUUAAGGCACGUGGCACAGGAUCAGACCACGUUGCAGAAACCACCUGCCAGGCCACCCCCGUCGCCGAGUCGCAGCUGCAGCAACCCCAGCACCACUAACAGCUCGACCCAAACCGAGGACGAAUCCUCCUGGUCUGUCGCCACGGUGUACUCCACCGUGCAGAUCCUCAUCGAUCGUUUUAAUGAGGUAAGCUCAUGGAUCACCCACGCGAUCACCAGCGGUGCCACGAUAGAAGAACGGCAGGCGGUGCUGUCCUGUCUUCUACGCGUCGCACUAACCUGUUGGAAUACUGGAAACUUUAAUUCAGCUAUGGAGAUAAUUGCCGGUCUGAAGUCCAAUAAGCUGAAGCCGUUUUGGCACAGCGUAAAUGAGCCCAUACCGGUCAUGGAAUAUCUCUCCUCCGCCCUUUUGUCUUCCGAAUACGAGCGUGCGCUUGGUCGCGCUCUCGCGAUGCCGGAAUGCCCGGUGGUGCCAUUCUUCGGGGCCUUCCUGCGUGAGCUGCGGGAAGUUAUCGCGUGCGAAACAAAGCCCCAACCCGAUUUCAAGGAAAAUCGCGAGUCACCACGUGGUAGCGUUAAGGAGAGCGAACCUCAAGAACAUGUGCCUUCCUCUGCGCCGGCCGCCAGAAUCGCCGUCGAGAGUAACACAGAGACACCGUCAGGAUGGAGUUCGAGGAGCACCUCCUUGAACAAACCGGAAAACCCCAUUACAGUCCAUGAUACAAACUCCGUUCUCGACAAAGUCGCACUGUUCCACAAACAUCGACAUGCUCGUGGCAGAGAUGCGACUACUGGUUCCCUUCAUCAUACCUUAAGCGUUCAUACGACUGCGAUCGAGCAAACCUACAUGGCGGAGGAAUGUGACGAGAAUGACUAUCAUCUUGAUUUGGACUCCUACAAGCCCGUGCAGCCGCUCAAAAUCGACCACGGAGUUGCUUUGUUUCCCGUUGCAGCGCCACACACUGGCAUGGAUCUUCAUCUUCUGCAGGUGCUGCAUCAUGGCACGACUUUAGUGCAUUGGGACUGUGAGAGUGGUACCUCGAGGACAGCAUUGGUAUUUGCGCGUGUCGAUCGCGCCUGUAGCACCUUCGUGUGGGAAAAGCCACCCUGGAGUCCCCUGAAAACGGCGCAAGUUGGUGGUACCGCUUUCACAGAGUUUUCGCUGAGCGCGAAUCCGGAGGACGCGAUACCAGCGGGCCUAGUUGGCAGAUAUACGCAGCAGCAGGCUGACUGCGCUUCUGUCACUUUAGAAGAGGGAUACCUUGACCUGGGAUCGGUGAAGGAGAUAAUGAUUGGCUGUUGCGACCGCGAUCGAGAGGCUGAUCUCAGGAGCAUCUGCAAGAGAUAUGGCCUACCUGGCUCCGACUGCUGCAUCGGCCUCAUGUAUGGCUCCAAUCUUCCGGAUAAUCGACUGAUCUUCCUACUUUGUCCUCCCGCUCUUAGCAAAAUAUGGUAUAUGGGAUUGUGCUGGAUAUUGCGAGGCCUCAAACGUCAACAACAGUUAACAGAUCGUAGAUCACGCUGGUUGAAAGAAAAAUAUCUUCAAUUGUACUUUUCCUAUUUGGAACAGCCGAUGGAAGGUUUGGAACAGCCGACGACAGCCGAUGCUAUUCGCGUUUUUGGCGGUCGUGACUGGUCUAUGACAGAAAGUAUCGGCACGCUGUCACCAACGAGCAGUAGCACUCUACGAAGACGAAAUGUUAAAGGCAAAAAGACAAAAUCAAUUGGCAACAUUCAUGCUUUAACUAAGGAUUUGAGUAUAAAACAGUACGAUUCCUCCUCUUCGGAUGGAGGAUUAUGUGCAACACCUUUACGUCAUAUCGCGGGAAGCAGAGAGUCCUUAACGAGAAUCCUACCAGCGUCGCCGAGAGCAAGUCGUGACCGAAUCCCGCCACGUAGCCCGCCCGGUUCCGGCGACCGUUUCACUUCCAACUUGCCUUACUCCGCAUUUCAAAGUUUGCUGUGUGUCGCCAGGGAAAAAGAUAAGAACGGAUCCGGUGGAAUACCGGGAGGCUUGGAAGCCCCUUGGCAGAUGAAAGCGCGCACUACUUCGAUCAUGUACGAGACUCAAUUGAACUUUGUGGAAUUUGUCGCACUUUUUCGAUCGUUCAGCUUACGAGCCAGGAAAGAUUUGCGUGAUUUGUUUGGUCAAUUAGCGAUUACGUGUCGUAGCCAAAGUGAUGGAUCGUUAAGAGACUUUAAUAUUCGACCGGUGGUGCUCAGACAGACUAGCGAUGCCACUCCACAAAGAAUCGGUUUGUUGACGAGAAACAAUUCUAUUGACUGUCACGAAUAUAAGACGGGCAGUAACUUGCAAAAGAAACAGAUCUUCGAUGCCAUCGCGGCGGCAAGUAUAGUCAAUAAUUGUUCCGGCGUGGACACAUCGAAAUCUCAAGUCAUCACUUUGGCGACAUUCACGAAAUUCUUGGAAUCCCGGCAGCAGGAAAAGUUGAGCGACGAGGAGAUCAAGGCAUUGGUCAAGAGGCACGAACCAGACCCGGCACUUCGCACACAGUGGUGUUUGUCUUUCGAGGGUUUUGCGCGGUAUAUGAUGGACAAGGACAAUUAUGCCUUUCCAAACGAGUAUGCGACACCGUCCGAAACCGAGAUGCAGCAGCCUCUAUCGCAAUAUUACAUUGCCAGCUCUCACAACACAUAUUUGACUGGGCAUCAGCUCAAAGGAGAGUCCUCUGUGCAACUAUAUUCGCAGGUUCUCUUAACUGGUUGUCGCUGCGUGGAACUCGAUUGUUGGGAUGGUGAUGAUGGAUCCCCGUUGAUUUAUCACGGCCAUACUUUCACUACCAAAAUACCAUUCCGCUCGGUCGUGGAAGCGAUUGAUCGAAGCGCUUUUGUUAUCUCCCCUUAUCCCGUAAUCCUUUCCAUUGAGAACCACUGUUCGCCAAGUCAGCAAGCUCGCAUGGCUCAGAUCUUUCAGUCUGUUUUUGGUGAAAAAUUGGUAACGAAGUUUCUCUUCGAGUCCGACUUUAGUGAUGAUCCCCAACUGCCUUCGCCUUCACAGCUGCGUUAUCGAAUCUUGAUAAAAAAUAAGAAGCUGGUAGUUGAUCCUGCUGGUCCCUUAUCACACACGCCACUCAGUCAUCGUGGAAAAAUGCUCAUGUCGGAUCGCGCAUCCUCCAUGAAGCAAAUGCGAACCGACGUGAGCAGCACAUCGGUUGUUGAAUAUUUCAGCGAAGAUGAAGAUGAUGAAGAGGACGAUGAUGAAGAUGAUAACAUUGAUGAUAACUCGAUUUCAAGCUAUGAGAGAUACCAAGGUGGCAAUCAAGUACCGCAUGGUCGUUUGAAAUCGGACUCAGGAGUGGAUGAUAAAUCACAGAAACAGAGCAGUCAAAUAGCCAAAGAAUUAUCGGAUUUAGUCAUUUAUUUGCAAGCAAUUAAAUUCCGCGGACUGAAUACCACACCAGUCGUCAUGGGAAAAAUACGUCAUCAAUCAUAUACGGGGCCAGUUCAAAGGCACAGCAUCGCUGGUAUAGGACCUAGUAGCGUAGCUUCUUCAUCCGGAUCGCCACAAUCACUCUCGACAUCCGCCUCAAUCGCGAGCGGUGGUAGCAACAUCGAUAAUAUUUUUAGAUCUACUCGUGGAAUGCCGGCCUGCUUCCAAUGUUCGUCUCUAAAUGAGAGCACAGCGAAGAAGAUUUGUAGGAAGCAACCGUUGGGCGUAUUGGCUCAUGCAGAGACUCAACUCAUUCGAACGUAUCCCGCGGGGAUGCGUAUUGAUUCUACAAAUUUUAAUCCUGUAAUAUUUUGGGCUUUCGGAAUCCAAAUGGUCGCAUUAAAUUAUCAGACCGAUGACGCGGGAUUAAAUCUGAAUGCAGCCAUGUUCGAGCAAAGUGGUCAAUGCGGUUACGUUAGGAAACCUUCGGUAAUGUGGGACAAAGGACACAUGAUGUACAGACGGUUCAACCCUUGGGAUAAAGAAUUCGACGGAUUGCACUCUGCGCAUUUGAGUCUGUCAAUAGUCUCAGGACAAUACGUUUCGGUUACAAACUUCGUCACCAGUACGUACGUCGAGGUUGAAUUGGUCGGUAUACCGAUCGACUGCGCAAAGCACAAAACAAAAGUGAUCCAGAAUAAUGCACUGAAUCCCAUUUGGAACGAGAAAUUCUGCUUUCAAGUUAUGUUCAAGGAUCUCGCCUUUCUGCGUUUCGGUGUCAUCGAAGCGAGCUCUCAUCAUGUAAUCGCGCAACGUGUAAUACCGCUAAAGUGUCUACGACCUGGCUAUCGACACGUACGAUUACGAUCCUGCAAGAACAAGCCACUAGCUCUUUCCACGCUUUUUAUCUAUUCUCGGUUGGAGGAAGAGAGCUUGGAUUAUAACACGUGUUGCCGCGAUCACAAGGAGUCAUCUAAGCGUCUCUCAUCAAGCAAGGAACCUGAGAAAUUAAGUACCGUCGAUCCUGGAUCUUUGGGUGGCGUCACUCUGAAGAGACGAAUGUUCUUCCUGAUGGUUUACCAUGUGAUACCAGAUGAGCCAUAUACCAUCCUGAAAGUGACUCAGGAGAGUACUACGCAAGAAGUGAUGCUGCAAGCAUUGCAGAAGGCCGGAAUUUCGCCGGAUCACGUGGACGAGUACAUCCUAGUAGAGGAAGUAUCCCGUGGAUGGGAGAAAAGAGAUAAGGAAGAACUGCCAACUCAACGUGUGUUGGAUCCUACGGAACAUCCUCUUCAGGCACAGGCUUUAUGGAAAGGACAAGGACGCUUCCUGCUAAAACGAGUGGGCGACGAUCCAAGCAGUAGAGCAUGGCUCGCUUCUAUCAGAAGCACGGCCGGCCACUCGAAACUCAAUGAUUCCAACACGAGGGACCAAUCUACUCACAUAUGGGAUGAAGCAGAUACUUUUCUGGUCUGUAUUUAUAACGUCUCGCCGGAAAUCCCUUAUGCGAUUUUACGCGUGCCGAUAAGCAGCUCAGCGCAGGACGUGCUGGCGCAAGCUCUGAUAAAAGCCAGAAGAAUGGAAAAUCCAUCUAAAUUUGCUUUGGUCGAGGAGUUGGAAUGGGGUGGAGCGGGUGCCGUCGGGAGCGGAAAUCGUCAACUAAGGGUGUUGAGCGAUGAGGAGAAUGUUUACACCACGCAAGCUUUUUGGAAGACCCUCGGUAGAUUUAUCCUUAGAGAAAGAGAACAGGCCAUUCCCAGACGAACUUUAUUGCCCGCAACUCUUGAUCGACUCAGCAAGGGAUUUUCUGUGGGCAGAUCAGUGUCUCUGCCAGGAUCUAGCAAGGAGAAGGUACCCGUUUCGGAAGCAUUAUCAGAUCCCACUUCUAGAGGUCUGAGACAUCGGCUGAUGAUGUCGGGACGUAGACGAGAAGUUCAUUCUGAUGGGGAAGAUACGCGUGAAUCUGACAUAUUAAACGCUGCUUUUCAUUUAAAGAAGGUCUCAUUCAGAAAACUGAUGAGCUGGAAAUCAUAGUGGCAAUCAAGGGCGACGUCGAUAUCAUCGAUCUUCGCCGCUCGGAGAAGCCACUUGUAAGCUUGUGGUCCAUUUAUUAUAAUCAGAAUCUAAUCCUGAUCUCAUGAAACAUUUUCGAUAUCGACGAUCCUGUCGAAGUGCGACCUUAAACCGAAAUAAGAGCUUGAGAGGAUCAAAAGAUUUCAUUUUGUCGGAAGUAAAUACAAUACAAGCGUCAUGGAUGCUCGUAAAAGUUACAAAUUAGUAAAUCUUGGAAUUGGAUAAUAAGAUAAAUGAUCAGAACAGUAAAAUAUCCAUAUCGCGAUAUUAAAAAAUAUCAGACAACUCGAUUUUGCUAUUGAUCAGAUGACGAUGACGUUAUACGAGAAGAAAUAUGACUUUUAAAAUAAAAAAAAUUAGUUUCUUUAGAGUAUAAUUCUUUGGAAAAUAUAACGGUUUAGAAAAUAAAUUGACAUUCUUAAAUUCUAUUACGCGAUUAUCUCCGUGAUAUUUAAGCGAAAUAUCAGACAAAUGAAAUAAUCAUAAUCGCUGUAAGAAGUAACCUCGACGAAUCGAAUUUUCCCAAGAAAAAUGAAUAAUAUCGAGAUGGAGAUUAUUACGCCGCCAUUUUCAAAGAUUUUUAAAAGUAUAGUAUAUCUGAAGUAACGACGCAGCACAAUCAUUAAGUGGCAAAGCGAAUCUUAAAUCCCUCUAAGUUUGCAUGAAAACCAAGCAUCAUAUUCUAGGUGUUGAUUUCGUCGCGUGACAGUAAAUUCGUAUAUUUAGAGUCGAUGCCGUGAACUGCCGCGUCCGAUAGACGCGCUGGCGCGUCGAAAAAAAGAAAUUAAAUGCCACGUGUCAUGUCUGAUUUUAUUAUUUUUGUACAACGAAGAAAAGAAGGAGAUCGCAUCGGGCGAUCUUUAAACAUUUUGCCAAACGACGAGUCUAAGUGAUCCGUGACACAUUCGUAAUAUCUAGACGUAUCGGAAGUGCUUCCCCAUUUGAACGUGUUUUCGUUUGAAACAUAUCGGACCCGCCUCCGUCUAAUUGAUAUACCGUACAUCUAAAGAAGUCCCGCGGCUUCACGUGACUUCUCAUCAUUUGUAUGUGUCGGUUUUAUCAUUUACGUCGUACCUGAAGUUUUACAUUGAUACAAGUAUUACGCUUUCGUGCGACAUCUCUGUAAUAGAGUUGUAUAUCGCUGUUAUUGCACUUUGUUUGUUCGUUCUAUUAACGUUAAUCAUUUCUUUUUGCGUCUAGUCGCCCAUGUGAUAAAGAAUUUGAGUAUAGAAUCCAAUGAGAGAAUCGUAAUGUAUAUUGGAAGUUGCUACUUAAAGAUCGUAUUUACUAUAUAUUGUUAACGCUAGAGGGUAGAUCGGUGUUGCAUUCUCGAUUACCGUCCCUCUCUCCUGACUGUUUUAGCGAGCGUAUGUAUACGUAGAUUGUAAAUACGAGACCAAGGAGUGUCGAUGGAAAAUCGCGUCCGAAUCGCGUGCUGUCGCUCUAUUCAAUUAUUUUUUCACAUGACAAGGCGUUCGUGCGUCGACGAACUUCGUUCGUUGUGUACACUUGAAGCCAGUAGCCUAAUUUUAUGAAAAUUUUAUGAUAAUUUCGCUAACGUUAAUUAAUUAACUAAUGAGAAGUAAUAUGGAAUCUGAUAUCGUUAAUGAAUGAGGUCGCAAGAUAGCCUUGCCCCGUCUUCCACAUGCGAAUCAUUCCAGAUAUUUUAUAUUUUCGUGACAGCCCCGCAGACUGAUUUUUUAGGCGAAUCCAUAUAGUUGUACGACAUGAAAACGUUGGGAUUUUUUAAUGCUGUGAGAAAAAUAUAUGCAGUACAUUAGUCAUAUCCUUCCCUGAUAUCGUACUUUGCGACACUAAAGAUUCUGUAUAUUUUUGGAUACCAUUUCCUUUCUUAUCUUCCAACUCUCCUAAAUACAAAAUUACAUAUCCGCAUGAGAGAUCAAACGAGUAAAAUAAACAAGAUAAGAAAUGAGAGGCAGACUAAUUACAUUUGUAUGCAUAUACUAAAAUAAAAAAAAAAUAAAAAUAAAAAAAUAAAAGAAAAAAUACGAUGAAAUAACUUCUCUAAAAAGAAGAUAUAGAUUAGUCUGAAAGUGAUCAUCUGUCGCUUGUGAAAAGAAUGAUAAAAAUACUUCAAUUGAAUCACGACAGUCUUAAGGUGAAA
Molecule: messenger RNA, 7674 nt
Organism: Pogonomyrmex barbatus (red harvester ant)
Lineage: Eukaryota; Metazoa; Arthropoda; Insecta; Hymenoptera; Formicidae
Product: 1-phosphatidylinositol 4,5-bisphosphate phosphodiesterase epsilon-1
Biological process (GO): release of sequestered calcium ion into cytosol; G protein-coupled receptor signaling pathway; phosphatidylinositol-mediated signaling
Molecular function (GO): phosphatidylinositol-4,5-bisphosphate phospholipase C activity
Source: RefSeq, a predicted model, not a curated record